Eupeodes corollae is the source of this 6824-nucleotide messenger RNA. It is a transcript of the gene Pi4KIIIalpha, whose product is annotated as phosphatidylinositol 4-kinase alpha. Gene Ontology annotation, molecular function: 1-phosphatidylinositol 4-kinase activity. NCBI's taxonomy places the organism in Eukaryota, Metazoa, Arthropoda, Insecta, Diptera, Syrphidae. The coding region runs from base 125 to 6487 and encodes 2120 amino acids. The transcript has 10 exons. Gene Ontology annotation, biological process: phosphatidylinositol-mediated signaling; phosphatidylinositol phosphate biosynthetic process. Gene Ontology annotation, cellular component: plasma membrane; cytoplasm. The record is from RefSeq and is a predicted model, not a curated record.
AACGUCAAAACGUCAAGUAGAAAAAAAAUAUGUCACUUUUCACUUUCGCAAAGUCCACAAAUAUCCAAUUAAAAUAAAUCGAAUUAUAAAAAUCUAAAUCCAAAGAAACAAAUCCAACUGGAAGAUGUCUGCCCGAGCAGACUAUUUCUCCUUUCAAUCGAUGUGCCAAAGUCUCGCCCGAGUAUUGGCCAAAAUCGAUCCUACACCCUGGGAAAAGGUACAAUCUCUUUUUCGUUAUUGCCCACAAGAAAACGCUGUAGGUGUAUUCUGCCUAGAUGCUAAGGCUCAAGACGCUGUCCUCGCCCUAGGACUCUAUUUUCUCGAGAGUAAAUGCCAGCAUGAAGAACAAAUUGUUCCCUAUCUACUCAGACUUGCCAAAUGCCUGCCCAAGGCCGUUUGGAUUGAUGACUCAAAGUCGACAAAAAUCGAUCGUAUUCCCUCGGCGGAGAAGUUCAGUUUCUGUUUGAAUACACUUCUAUCAGACAUUGCUGCCAGGUGCCCAGAUCUCCGAGAUGAAAUAAUAAUCAAUCAAGUGGAGACUCUCUCUGCCUUGACAAACAUCAUCAAAUCCAGCAAGGAGGGAAGCAAUGCUCCUCCUCCCAUCAUUCUUUGCAAGGCCACAGUUCCGCUGCUGUUUGGACUGGCCCGGUCGAUGGGACGCUACGCUGCGGCUGAACCUCCUUUGUUAUGUCGGAUUUUCCCGUUGGAAGAGAUGCCCGUGGUUAAGAGCAAGGAGACGGCCAUCUUCAGUUCACAUGAACGCCUCGGCAGCUUCAGCCACUUUCGUUCCAUCAUUCCUCGGUCGAUGUCUGGCAGUCUGAGUCAGGAUUCCACUGAUUCUCGUUUCGCCCGUAAUGUAACGGCGAUUUGCCACGCCGCCAGCACUGUCAAGAAGCCAACGUUCCAGACGUACUUCUCAGUACCGUACGACCCCAAGACCCACUUCUUCACGAAAUGCGGCUCCAGCUUCAAUCAGUUUCCCAAUAUGAGAGUCUGUGACUCCCCCACCAAGCAGUCGAAUGGCACCCACAACCCCAUGGUCUUUCCAAUACAACAUUUGCAGACAAUCUUCUCGAUUGCAAAAAAACUGCUUACCAAGGAGAAUCUGGAACACCUGGACGAACAGGCAAGCGACAUUUUCUCCUUGCAUCAGAUCAAGGGCUACUGCUACAAGAGCUUCUCGGAGACUCUGAACCUGGUGAUGGUGACAUUGCUAAGGGAACUGCUGCAGAAUCAAAACGAUCUGCCGACCCCAUUCACCAAAGACGUGCAGGAGUUCGUCAAGCGACUGUUCCUCAAUGGCCAGACGGAGCUGCAAAACAAGCAACAGGAUCAUGAAAAGGAGAAGAAAGAAGACAACGGUGGCAUCCCGGUAGUGAAUAAAUACAAAAUCAAUGUCAUGGCUAAUGCUGCAUGUGUGGACUUGCUGGUUUGGGCGAUUCGCGAUGAAACAGUCGACGAAGAGUACAAUGUUCCUUCUUUGCAGAAUGGUUUAAAUUAUUUACUCACUAAAGAAGCCGAUAAGCUGUGUGGUCGGCUCUCCCAGAAGCUAAACUCGAUUUUGAGUCACAAAAUCGUCAUGGAUCACAUGCCUCUUCUGAUGGUGUGCCUUGAAGGACUCGGCAAACUUGCUCAAAAGUUUCCCAACAUCGCAGGAACAUCAAUAUCAUAUUUGAGGGACUUUCUUGUCGAUCCGAGUCCCAUUUUAGCCAAACUUCAUGUUUAUUCCACCGUGCAGAAUGCCCAGCAAAUUCAGAAAAAGGAUACCAAGGAAGUGACUCCGUUCAAGAUAAUUGUUCAGAGUAGUAGUGAGUUGCGAGCGAUUGAUGUAUUCGGCAAUGGAGGCAAAGGUGGUCUCACCAAAUCCGGACAAGCUGCGUUUGAAGCUUUGCGAGAUGCGGCUAUUGAGAAUUUGAGCAUUGCUCUGAGAUCGGCGCAUAGUUUGGACCAAUAUUGUGUUCCGGCUCUGGUGGCGAAUGUAUCGAACCGGCUUUUUACAGCCGAGAAACAUGAAUCAGAAUCGAGUCUAGUUAGUUUGAAUAUCAUCGUUAUGUUGGGUCAUGUUGCUGUAGCUCUCAAAGACACCUCCAAAACAACACAAAAUAUUCUACAGUUCUUCAUUCAGCGGUUUUGUAAAGUUCCCUCCGAACAGAACGUACUCAUUGUCGAUCAACUUGGCUGUAUGAUAAUCUCUCAAUGUGAACCGCAUGUUUUCGAUGAAAUCAUGAAGAUGUUCUCCCGAGUAACAGUUCAAGCAGCCUCUUUGGCAUACACAUCCAAUCCAGAUCAUCGGAAGCAAUUUUGUAAUGUAUCAGAUGCAGUUGUGAAUGCGUUGGGCAAUAUUGCAGCAAAUAUUCAAGGUGAUGCCGAGAUGUUAGAGCUUUUAGGAAAGCUCUUAGAACUGUUUGUUCAAAUUGGUUUGGAAGGUGAACGUUCCUAUGAUAACACUCCGGGUGCACAGAAGGCCAGUUCAAGUGCUGGUAACUUAGGAAUGCUUAUACCAGUGAUUGCGGUUCUAGUGCGACGUCUGCCUCCGAUCAAGAAUCCCAAAAUGCGAUUGCAUAAGCUCUUCAAGGACUUUUGGGUGUAUUGUGUGGUCAUGGGAUUCACUAAUUCUCGUCUAUGGCCAGCAGACUGGUAUCAGGGAGUGCAGCAGAUUGCUGCCAAAUCACCGUUACUCAUAUCCCAGACGACACACAAGUCUGAUAUGAGGGAGUUGAACUACACAACAGCGAUAAAAAGCGAUUCGGUGAGCUUGAACGAACUGAGAAGUCAAAUUCUUCUCCUUCUUGAUCAUCCUCCAGCUGAGGUAACAGCCUGCAUCAAUAAGUUGACAUUCGCCCAGUGCACAUUCCUGCUGAGUGUGUAUUGGCUGGAGACACUUCGAGUAGAGAACGCAGAAGAACCUAGCUUGGAACCGAUUCUAAGUUAUAUGUGCGAUACGGCAUUGCAGAAGGACAAGUCUGGAAUCUGGCAAUGUGUGAAAUGUAUUGCUGAUCAGGUGUUUGAAAAGUUCCGCAAUGUUCUCUUCAUUCAUGACGAUGUCCGCGAAAAGGUUCUGGAAUCGCAGGCGACUCUGCUACUGGUCUACUUCAACCACAUCCAUAAACAAAUCCAACUCGUGGCCGAUCAAUAUCUCUCACAGUUGGUCGAUAAAUUCCCCCAUUUACUGUGGAACCGUCGAGUCCUGUGGUGUAUGCUGGACAUACUUCAGCUCUUGGCGUUUUCCCUGACCUUGGAUCCCAACGAAGAAACGCCAACACUGCGAGUAGUUUCAACUCCUUACACUCUUCAUCUUAUGGAUUCUUUGCCAGCCCGAGAGGGCAGACUCAAGGACUUUGCUGACCGUUGUCAAGGAAUUGUUAACGAGGCUAUGAAGUGGGCUCCUCGAUCGACACGCUCACAUCUCCAAGAGUAUCCCAAUCAGAUUCCCACUCCUGUCCUGGCUCACCAUAGUGGACUGGCGCUGGCAUUUGAUUCUGUUGUUGCAAGUAGUAAAUUAUAUCCGAAUGCCCUUCCGUCCACCAAUAAGAGGCCACAUUGCGUAAACAGUGACACGCCCAGAUUUGUAUCGGUUCUAUGCCUCAGGGCUAAGUAUGCCGGGGAGAUUUCGGGAAUGCUCUCGGCUAUGAAUGAGAAGGAUAAGGCUGGAAUUGCUGAUCGCCUGGUAAAGGAUGUAUGGGAUGCUUGCAAGGAGAAAAGUGACGCUAAACAUCGAGGAGCCCUCUGGAGGGCGACUGCCUAUUUGGUUCUAUGUUCGGGCAUCAAUCGAAAGUUGCUGCAUGCUGUUUCGACAUCUCAGGUUGAACUGUUUACCGAAUCGGCCAUGGAGACUGCUGUCGAGUGCUGGCAGUGGGUCCUCACUGCCCGACAAGAUCUAGAACUGUGCUUCAUUCAGGACAUGGUAAGUGCUUGGCAGAUAACUUUCGAGAAGAAACUAGGGCUGUUCUCGGACGAAGUUCAAAUAACCAAUCCUCUGGCUGCAUACGACGGUUGUAAAUUGGUUUCCAAGCCCAUUCAAAUAGCUCCUCAUCUGAUCUGGUUGCAAUUGCUGUCGGAAAUGGUCGACACAGCAAAGUACUGCAAUCGAGAUAAAGUAGAAAUGUUCUGCAUGCUCCUCAAUCGCUGUUUGCCAAUUUCCAAGACCAACAAGCAGAAUCGGCAGGUCUCAACAGUUGGAUGUAGAUUCAAGCUACUUCAAUGUGGAUUGUCCCUACUGCAAGGAAACACCAUUGCCAAAUCGAUAGCCAGGAAUAUUCUCCGAGAGAGGAUUUAUAACAAUGCUUUGGAUUAUUUCUGUGGCCCACCAACCUGUCCAAAUCAGUCAAAGGAGCAAUUGUUGGAUGAUAUCCAAAUACUUCUUAAGUUCUGGCAGACAAUGAGGAGCGAAAAGAAGCAUCUGAUGACCACCGAGGUUGGUGAUAAUGACGUAGCCAGUGUUUUAGGAACUACAUCUUCCAGUCAAAUGCUAUCGGUGAAGCAGAAUCCCGAGACGGCAUCGCUGAUCAGUGGAAGUGAUGUGGCACGAUCCAUGUCGGGAACAGGUGGAUGGUACAACACCAUCCCCCAUUCGACUUCGACUCUAUCGAAAAGAUCAACUCGAUCGAAACGACUUCCUUAUCAGAAGGAUGCAUACGAUAAGGACUAUAUGAAGAAGAGAAACCUAAUUCUCGAGCUUUUGGCGGUUGAAUUGGAAUUCAUGAUCAUUUGGUAUAAUCCUAAUUGUUUGCCAGAUCUGGCAAUACCGGGGGAGGAGCAGAUAAACGAAUGGCGAGCCAGACCGUAUAAGUUAAAUGUUUGGAGGGACUACACACGCUUGGCGUGGUCAUACAAUCCAGCUCUAGCUGUGUUCCUUCCUUGCAGGAUCAAAAACUCAGACUCCAUUGAGGACGAGGUGACCAGGUUGGUGUGUGCUGAUCCAAUUGCAGUUGCUCACAUACCCGAGGCUCUGAAGUACCUCGUAACAACUAAAAACCUUCUUCAGGAGAGUCCUGAUCUGGUGUACGUUCUAGCUUGGUCAGCAGUAAAUCCCAUCCAAGCCCUCUCCUACUUCUCCAGACAAUAUCCGUCGCAUCCCCUAACAGCUCAGUAUGCAGUGAAAACUCUCUCAUCAUACCCAGCUGAAUCAGUGCUUCCAUACAUUCCACAACUUGUCCAAGCCCUUCGACACGACACUAUGGGCUAUGUUACUGAAUUCAUUAAAAACAUCUCCAAGAGGUCGCAGAUUGUGGCCCACCAGUUGAUUUGGAAUAUGCAAACAAAUAUGUUUAUGGACGAAGAUCAACUGCACAAGGAUCCCAAUUUGUAUGAGGCCUUGGAAUUGCUUAGUCAGAAUAUCAUUUCGUCAUUCUCUGGCUCAGCAAAGAGAUUCUACGAGAGAGAGUUUGAUUUCUUUGGAAAAAUUACUGCAGUUUCAGGGGAGAUUCGAUCGUUCCCGAAGGGUAUCGAGCGAAAGAACGCGUGUUUGGCUGCUUUAAGUCGGAUUAAGGUGCAAUCGGGAUGCUAUUUGCCAUCGAAUCCGGAGGCUAUGGUGCUAGAUAUUGAUUAUAACAGCGGAACUCCAAUGCAGAGUGCCGCCAAGGCUCCAUAUUUAGCCAGAUUUAGGGUCUACAGAUGUGGAAUCAAUGAGCUGGAGACAAGAGCAAUGGAGGUUUCAAAUAAUCCAAAUUCCCAAGAAGAUGCUCAUGCCACACAUGGAGUUGAAUCAUGGCAAGCUGCUAUAUUCAAAGUCGGAGAUGAUGUGCGCCAGGAUAUGUUGGCUCUGCAGGUCAUAACAAUAUUCAAAAACAUAUUCCAGCAAGUUGGACUGGAUUUGUUCCUGUUUCCUUACAGAGUUGUGGCUACAGCUCCUGGGUGCGGUGUAAUUGAAUGUGUACCAAAUGCCAAAUCAAGAGACCAACUUGGUCGACAGACAGACUCUGGACUCUAUGAGUAUUUCCUUCAUCAGUAUGGCGAUGAGAGUUCAAAGGAAUUCCAAGCGGCUCGAGCGAACUUUGUCAAAUCAAUGGCUGCCUAUUCUCUGAUUGGAUACUUGUUGCAAAUCAAAGAUCGUCACAAUGGCAACAUCAUGAUUGACAAAGACGGGCACAUAAUUCACAUCGAUUUUGGUUUCAUGUUUGAGUCAUCUCCCGGCGGCAACAUUGGUUUCGAGCCAGACAUGAAACUCACCGACGAAAUGGUCAUGAUAAUGGGUGGCAAAAUGGAGGCUCCCGCCUUCAAGUGGUUCUGUGAACUUUGUGUGCAGGCAUUCCUAGCAGUGCGUCCUUACCAGGAUGCCAUUGUGUCAUUGGUCUCUCUAAUGCUCGACACCGGAUUGCCCUGCUUCCGUGGGCAGACCAUUAAUUUACUUAAACAGCGAUUUGUUGCAACGAAAAAUAAUCGAGAAGCUGCUGCUCAUAUGUUGGCUGUCAUAAGAAAUUCCUAUCAGAACUUUAGGACACGAACCUACGACAUGAUACAAUACUAUCAAAACCAAAUUCCAUAUUAAGUCAUUUUCUGUGUUUUGUUUAAAUAUUUUAUUUUUCGUAUUUUCUCUUAAAAAACCUAAACUCUUGUUGAUUGUUAUUUAUUCAUCGUAUUUUUUUUUGUUUAAAUCUAAACUAAAAACCUAAUGUGAAGAGAAUUUAUUAUGUUAUUGUGUUUAAUGUGUGUUUUUAAAACUAUACUUAAUAAUUAAGUCAUAAAGGUACAUAAUUAUUAUAUUAUAAUAAAUCUUCUAUAUCUUCGUGUAUUGUAUUAUUCUGUUAAAUUCCUUAAAAUGUUAUUCCUUGUAGGUCCUGUUCGGGGAUGAUAAGCAAAAAAUAAAAAUGCAAUAUUAAAAAAAC